GUCAUAGUAUUGCCUCUAAUAUAUUAUAAUCCAGGUAUGGGCUUCAAAAUGGAAUGAGAGAGCAUUCUUCAGCACCAGAAAAAUAAAAUUAGAUCACGAUUAUCUCUGCAUGGCAGUCCUUGUUCAGGAAAUUAUAAAUGCUGACUAUGCAUUUGUCAUCCACACAACAAAUCCAUCUUCAGGAGACUCCUCUGAGAUAUAUGCUGAGGUUGUUAAGGGACUUGGAGAAACCUUAGUUGGAGCCUAUCCUGGACGUGCUAUGAGUUUUAUAUGCAAGAAGAACGCUCUGGAUUUUCCUCAGUUGUUGGGAUAUCCAAGCAAACCCAUUGGCCUCUUUAUAAGUCGGUCGAUAAUCUUCAGAUCUGAUUCCAAUGGUGAAGAUCUGGAAGGCUAUGCUGGUGCAGGUCUUCAAGAUGCUGGGAAAUUGAAACUUAAACUUGGAGUUUUCAUGGGUCCUCUUCUUAAAGAUGUGUCAAGACUUGAUGAUAAUGGAUUUAAUUAA
This is a messenger RNA of Cannabis sativa, 502 nucleotides long. RefSeq names its product alpha-glucan water dikinase 1, chloroplastic-like. The record is from RefSeq and is a predicted model, not a curated record. The transcript is spliced from 4 exons. Lineage: Eukaryota; Viridiplantae; Streptophyta; Magnoliopsida; Rosales; Cannabaceae. Bases 110 to 502 code for a protein of 130 amino acids.